UAAGUCAAGAAGGAUGUAGUCAUGAAGGUCUUAGUAAUAAAUACUCCCCUACUGGAGAGAAACAAGUGGAAGUAGUAGGAGAGGGUCUAGCUAUGUGCUACAGUCUUAGUCAUGAAGGUCUUAGUCUUAGCCAGGAAGAUCUUAGUCAUAGCUAUGCCCCUGUUGGAGAGAAACAGAUGGAAGAAGUAGGAGAGGGUCUAACGAUAUGCUACAGUCUUACUGUAACAAAGGUCUUCGUCGUGAAGGUCUUUGUCAUAACUGUGCCCUAUUGGAGAGAAACCAGUGGAAGAAGUUGGAGAGGGUUUAGUGAUCUGCUACAGUUUUUGUCAUGAAGGUCUUAGUCUCGUGAAGGUAUUGGCCUUAGCCAUGAAGGUCUUAGUCAUAACUAUGCCCCUAUUGGAGAGAAACCAGUGGAAGAAGUAGGAGAGGGUCUAGUGUUGUGCUACAGUUUUAGUCAUUAAGGUCUUAGUCGUGAAGGUCUUGGCCUU
Messenger RNA from Staurois parvus, 488 nucleotides. The record is from the annotation of a GenBank genome assembly. NCBI's taxonomy places the organism in Eukaryota, Metazoa, Chordata, Amphibia, Anura, Ranidae.